CGUUGAAAAGAGCUGUAAAUAAGUGUACUGACUGUGCAGUUUGCCAGAUCUCACAGUAAUGUUACUCCAUUAGCCCGAUAAGCAAACGUUUAGAGCGGUCGAAUGUAUACCAUGAUUAGGUAGCUAGAUGUUGCAGAGCUCGCUGAUGCAGAGCUACAGUUUAGUGGUAGAACGAAGUUUUGUUUCAGGGGCCGCUUAAACAGUCCGUGAAAUUUGGACCAGUUUGACAAGCAACUGCUGAUACUGACCGGACUGGAAGCAUUUGUUUUGACCUCAUCAGGCAUCGUUCUCCACGACGGUCUAACGAAGGCUCCUCGUAUAACGUAAAAGAAGAUAAACAUGAGUUUUCUAUUGUGAGUAUUCGUCUCCCGCGUAUUAUUUUGAUUUGCUUGUUCAAUGUGCCUGCCUUUUCAAGUGAACGCGUUACCAUUUCCACCGUUGUUGGCUAUGUUAACGUUAGCUAGUUAAGCUAACACAUAUAGCUAACUAGGUUAAGUUAGUUAGUUGGCUAACAACAUGUAAACCCAGGCUAGCUAGCUGAGUGUCUGCAGUGAGUAACUAGCUAAGCUGUUGGUUGGUUAGGUAACUAGCGCUAGGUCUAUAACGUUAGCUGAGCGCUGCCUUGUAUAAAAUACUAACUUACAAUUUCUAGAUAGCUAGUUAGUCUAGCUAGCCAACGUUAGCUAUUAUAAAUAUUAUCUAUUGCUAGCUAACUAGCUAGCUACCCAAAUGUGCUAUGACUCUCUGUGGUGUAGCUAAAGCAUUAGCAAUUUUGUGGCAUUAAUUUAACUACCAAGAUGCAAGUAAAUAGGCCUUAGUUAUUAGCUGCCCAUGUCUAUCUAGCUUGUUAAAAAGAUAAGUCGUUUUACGUUCUGAGUUUUUUGUCUCUUUUCCUGUUGACAUAACGUUGUUAAACAAACACUGGAAUUAAAAUCUUAGCUAGCUAAGUUGUUAGCUCAAUUGCUAGUUAGCUGACCGUAUCAAAGAGAGCACUUUGACUGCUAUAUAUUCAGAGGGUGUGAGGUCAGCUUUUGUUAUUGUUGAAAUCAGAUUAUAUGCUAUUUUCUAUUCCAUAACAAUUUCCUUCAAUCAAAUAAAUGAGUAGCCUACUGUAUCACUCACUACUUCACUUCCUUAUUUCCCUUUCUGAGACACACACACACACUUGAUCCAACUCAUUGUCUUUCCAUUCUAAUUUCUCCCACAGUGGCAAUCGGUCGUCCAAGACCUUCAAGCCCAAGAAGAACAUCCCAGAGGGAUCUCACCAGUAUGAGCUGUUGAAACAUGCAGAGGCUACACUGGGCAGUGGGAACUUACGCAUGGCUGUCAUGCUGCCUGAUGGGGAAGACUUGAACGAGUGGGUGGCUGUCAACAGUAAGGAACAAGUCUACUUCUCUAUCCAAUAAACACCACUAACAUAGUAGGCCUAAAAAACAACUUUGACUGUUAAACAGAGCUCAUCGUCCACUCCUGUGGGUGCUUUGUUUGCUGUCUCUGGUCUUCCACCAAGACCAAUGACUCGUCCGGCGGAUGUCUCGCAUCCUCUGGCACACACAAACACAUUCUCUCUUACACACACACAGACACACACACACACACACACACAGAUGACCUCUGUCACUCAGUGGACCGACUGUUUAGGUUUCUGCUGUGAGAUUUGCAAAUAAAGAACCAGGCUACGCUAACAUCAUUAAGCCAGAGCUCAGUCUGUGAAAAAGUAUUUCUGAGUUGUUGUUCCUCAUAUUUCAAUUUAGAAUGGGAGGAUGGUUUGACAGGUGGAACUUUCAGAACAUUGCUAAUUUACUGACCUCAGUGUGUAUUAGAUUACAUUAUUUGUUUUCAUGUGUGUUUGAGAGAGGAAUGCAUGGGCGUCUAGCUAUUUGUGGACCCUGAGCAAGAUUUAAUUUGCAGUACACUGCGUAUAGGGAGAGGUGACUGGAGGGGUGGAGGAAUGUGAGAGUGCCUUUGUGCCCCUUAUGUCAGUUAACACACUAAUUAGAUCGGAGAUCACACACUAGCACUUUUAUUUCCUUCAAUAUGAAUGUUGUCUGUAGGAUAUAAAAUGCUCUGAAGCUCAGCUAACAUGUCUUUCAUGAUGCCACAUGUCCUUGUUAUUUUAUUUAUUUCCACAGCUGUAGAUUUCUUCAACCAAAUCAACAUGCUCUAUGGUACCAUAACAGACUUCUGCACUGAAGAGAGCUGUCCUGUCAUGUCUGCUGGGCCCAAGUAAGUGUGGGUGUGGUUGUGUAGGUACGUGCAUGUGCUUGCUUGCCUUUUUUUUCAUGUGUCAUAAUGAUAAUUAACAUUCGUGAAACUUCUCUUCUGUAGAUAUGAGUAUCAUUGGGCAGAUGGAACCAACAUCAAAAAGCCGAUAAAAUGUUCAGCUCCCAAGUACAUUGAUUACCUAAUGACCUGGGUGCAGGACCAGCUCGAUGACGAGACACUCUUCCCAUCUAAGAUAGGUAUGAGUUCAUGUCUGUCAUGUUUUGCCAUAACCAUGUCUUUCACAUUGCACCAUAACUUAUCAGAAGAUCUUUUAUACCCCAUCUCUGUUUAAUAUGUAUAGUUUGUACCCUUGACUUUGCCCUCAAGGUGUCCCGUUCAAGCGGAACUUCAUGUCGGUGGCUAAGACCAUCCUGAAGCGCCUGUUCAGGGUCUACGCCCACAUCUACCACCAGCACUUUGACUCUGUGAUGCAGCUGCAGGAGGAGGCCCACCUCAACACCUCCUUCAAACACUUCAUAUUCUUCGUUCAGGUACUGGACUGGAGCCCACUAUCAAUGUAGCCUGGUUCCCAAGUCUAUUAUUUCAGUACUGGAACCCACCUUCAUGAACGUCACAGGAAUUACUAGGCCUCUCAUUUCUUGGUAAUUGCAGUGGUGGAAAAAGUACCCUAUUGUCAUACUUGAGUAAAAGUAAAGAUACCUUAAUAGAAAAUAGUAAAAGUGAAAGUCAGCCAGUAAAAUACUACUUCAGUAAAAGUAUUUGGUUUUAAAUAAUACUUAAGUAUCAACAGUAAAUGUAAUUGCUAAAAUGUACUUAAGUAUCCUCUGUAGCUCAAUUGGUAGAGCAUGGCGCUUGUAACGCCAGGGUAGUGGGUUCGAUCCCCGGGACCACCCAUACGUAAAAAUGUAUGCAUGCAUGACUGUAAGUCACUUUGGAUAAAAGCGUCUGCUAAAUGGCAUAUUUUAUUAUUAUUAUAUCAAAAGUAAAAGUACAAGUAUAAAUCAUUUCAAAUUCCUUAUAUUAAGCAAAGCAGACGGCCACAUUUUCAAGUUUAUUUUUAUGGAUAGCCACGGGCACACCAACUCUCAGACAUAAUUUACAAACAAAGUAUGUGUUUAGUGAGUCCGCCACAUCAGAGGCAGUAGGGAUGACCAGGGAUGUUCUCUUGAUAAAUGUGUGAAUUAGACAAUUUUCCAAAUGUAACGAGUACUUUUGGGUGUCAGGGAAAAUGUAUGGAGGAAAAAGUACAUCAUUUUCUUUAGGAAUGUAGUGAAGUAAAAGUUGUCCAAAAUAUUAAUAGUACAGUACAAAUACCCCAAAAAACUACUUAAGUAGUACUUUAAAGCAUUUUUACAUAAAUACUUUACGCCACUGGGUAAUUGUAUAGUGCUGGCAAGGUUACGUUAAAAGAUAAAGAUGGAAAUACCUGGUUCCCAGUCUAGCAUAUCUGUUUUAGCUAGAUAUGAUGUUGAAUCAAACAAAGUUGGAACCAGGUUAUCCUCAGAGUAUGCGACAAAGAACUGGAGGCCAUGACCCUUUGAGUAGGACUGAGACAUAAAGAUAAUAACAAUUGAUUGGGUUUAUAUAACGCUUUUCCAGAUGCUCAAAGUGCUUUGCAAUGUAAAGGGAAACUCACCUUAUCCACCACCAAUCUGUAGCAAUCGCCUGCUUUAACCCAAGUCUUCUCUUUUUGUAUUUUUAAGGAGUUUAACUUGAUUGACAGGAAAGAGCUGGUCCCACUACAGGAGUUGAUUGAGAAGCUGACCACCAAGGACAGAUAAACCCAGGCUGACUGAUCCUUUAAAACUGUGAUGGGCUACUAUUAUUUUUGCACAGAUACCCCUUCUGCCCUAUAUGUAUACAGCAUAUGCUAACUUUGGGGACAUGUUCUCUAGAAAGCCAGGUAAGUACGGAAGAGUCUUGCACUGUUAUGGGCACUAUACUACUGCCUGAGCCGGUAUGUGCUCUAUAGUUGGAUGUGCUCUAUGGUUGCAAUUUGGACGUAUCCCUAAAACUGAAAUCACUAUGUAUUGGCGUCCUCUGUUUGUAUAUUUAUAUGAUUAACAUUUGUCAUCUGCUCAUAUUGAAAUCUACCACUACAGAUUGCACAUUUAAACAGAGGGUAUGUAGGAAAGUUCAAGGGACUACAUAACUAUUUGAGCAUAUUGGUCACAUUGUGAUUUGCCUCAAAACAUAUGGUCAUUUUGUAAAAGUCUGUUUUCAACAAUAUAAUACUGGGAAUCCAGUAAAUUGCCAAAGCUUUAUUUGAUGGGCCACAUACAGUAUACAAGUAAAAUAUUGUGUUUGAGGUCACAAGUUUCUCAUGUUCUCCCCAUAGAAUGUUCUGGCUAAUAAGCCACCGAGUGAAAUAUAACAGCACAUUCAGUGCUAUCUGUUUCAAUAGUGUGAUGAUUCCCUAUGCCUUUGUAAGGUCUGAGUAAUGUAUUGCUGUGCUGCAGACUGCUGAGGGAUGGAAUCCAAAAUGAAAAUGUUUACUAUGCAAGAAGACAUGCCACUCUUCAAAGUUUCAAUGAUUACUAUUUUCCAUUCAUACAGAUGGGAAUAAAUGCUUUUCUUUCUGUGUGUUAUUCAGAGUUAGUGGUGUUACUUUAAAGUGGUAGAUGUUGGGACUGAGACACGUUGCUAUUGGAUGACUUAAAUAUAGACCGACUACAGUAUGCAGUAAGACAUGAAAGCAAUUGAAUACGUUGUUUAAAUGCCAUUUUAUCUUGCUAUCUUUUCAGGAAGAUUUGAUAUGAAGAUGUAACUAACUUCUGUUCAGAAAUCCACACUGUAAAUAGCACAUUUCUGGCCUUAUUGUUGUAUGAUAUCAUAUUUUGGUAGCCGGCAUGGACUGGUAGUUGUAGGUCUAAAUAAUUUAGAAUGUUAUUAGGUCUCUUUUAGAGGUUGUUCCUUCUCCCCUUUUCACCAUGUCAUAGUCCCUUCUUCCUUAUAUCAUUGCGUUAUUUUAUAACUUUAGAAAAUUAACAUGAAUGUGAUUGUGUUGAUCAGAAGCUGGUAAAGCAACAAAGCCAUCUGCCAUGCUUCACUGAGAACAUCGCAGCAGAAUUUGAUCCCCUGUCUAUACACUUCCUUCAGAAAGUAUUCAUACACCUUGACUUAUUCCACAUUUUGUU
Molecule: messenger RNA, 5363 nt
Organism: Coregonus sp. 'balchen'
Lineage: Eukaryota; Metazoa; Chordata; Actinopteri; Salmoniformes; Salmonidae
Source: the annotation of a GenBank genome assembly